This is a messenger RNA of Adineta steineri, 1931 nucleotides long. The record is from the annotation of a GenBank genome assembly. NCBI's taxonomy places the organism in Eukaryota, Metazoa, Rotifera, Eurotatoria, Adinetida, Adinetidae.
ACAGUACCCUUUCGGGUUUCGUAGCAGAAAAAGCAUCAUUACAAAAACUAAGAAACAUUUGUCGUCACUAUGAAAACAGACGAGGAAUACAUGUGGAUAAUGUAAUUGCAGAGCAUGAUGCACGUGCUGCUCAGUCAUAUUCAUUUUUCGUAGGGAAAGGUUUGUCUGAAGAUGAAUCUUUAGCAGCAGCAUUUGCAAUUUCAUUUUAUACUGGAUCGAAAAGUGAAGCAUGUAGUCGAGGUGCUAGUUUAAUUGCACGGCAAAGUAAUGGAGUUGUUAUUGAUGAUAAAAUAGUUCAAGAACUGAGUGAAGCAUCAAUUAUUCUUUAUUAUUUAGUCAAAGUCAAAGCUCUUUCAUACAUACCCUAUUAUUGGGGUUAUGUUACACGAGCUUGUCAAUUGAAAGACGAAGAAUUAGAACUUUAUACAGCUGGUGCUUUGAUUACAUGGAUUCAAUUUAGUAGUUCAAAGAAAGGAAAAAAAGUAGCUAGUAAUGCUGGUUUUGCCGGUCGAAAUACAUUUUUCAAAAUCUGUUCACUGACUGGUCGUCCAAUCAAGGAAUUUUCAAACUAUCCAGAAGAAGAUGAAGUUCUCUUUUUACCACAUUCAACAUUUCUCGUCUUCAAACAUGUAACUAGUCAUCAUGGUCGUCAACAUAGUAUUUACAUGCGUCAGGUUGAGUUAGGUCUAUCUGCAUGGUCUGUAUUAUGGGUCGAUGACAAUAUAUUUAAUCCAGAAUGGGAAAAUAAAGAGCAUAUGGAAUAUGCAGCAGCUAAAGAGUUGAACAAGAAUGUACAUUUCAUUCCUAAAUCAUCAACAGAAAAUGCUCUAUCAUUUCUUCGAUCACUCUUUGGACAGAUUUUAAAAAAUCGAAAUACACUUCGUAUUGUUACUGAUAUGCAUCGUAGCAAUGAACAAUCACCUAAUAAUGCUGGUUCACGUUUGAUAAAAGGAUUAAGACAACUUGGUUUUCAAAACUCAUGUUUUGUAUUCACAAUGCAAAGAGGCAUAUGUAAUGAAAUCUUGAAAAAUGAAUUGAAUGACCAAGAACAUCAGAAUAUAAUAGUAUCAGCUAAGACACAAGAUUUAAGAAAUGAUCUUGUGAAAAUUUUUGAUCAAGACAUUGAUCUUAGUAAAAGUAUAACAUCCCAACGAAUAUUAUCAAAAAUUCCACAAACAAACACGCCAGUAUUUACAAUACCAACACGUACUAUUAGUGGAACUGAAUUUGGUAAUUCGAUAAUGAAUGUAGGUCCAACUCAAACUAGAGAAGAUUUAAUAUUUGCACAAUUUCAAGCUGGAAAUGUUCCUGACUUUAUGAGAAAUGCUAUUCCUAUUACAGUAACUGCUGGAAAUGAUACACUCAUAUAUUGGGUCCUUCCUGAUGUUCUCUGUAUAGGCACAGAUAAAGAUUAUUUACGAACACCAAUGAAUCCAUUAACAGCAAAGAAAAUAGCAGAUCUGUAUAGUGCUAUUUUACCAACAAGAAAAAUGGCACAUCAAAUCUGGCAAGCAGCUACAAUUAAACUAAAUCCUAAUCCUAAUGGUGCACCGUACGAUGCAACUAUGAUGUCAACUGAAAGAAUGAUAUUUCAUAAUAAUAAAAUUCAAGCAGCACUUACGAAUAAAAUUCCAGGUGAACUUAUAAGUGGUCAUAAAAAAGAUGUAGUUAUUUCUAUUGGAUUACUAACAAAGCCACAAAAUGUAGCUAUUGUAGGAUGGUGGUAUCCGUCAGGACAAAUGAUUCAACCCUUAAAUUAUGCAUCACAUGAUCGUUUCUAUAAAGAUUAUAGUCAUGGUAUACGAUUAAUCAAUCGUAUGGUUACAAUAAAUGGUCAAUGGUAUGAUAUAUAUGAUGUAUUACAACAUAAAACAUUCGCAUCGUUGAUCAGUGAUGAAGGUCCAUUUAAUGCUACACAAAUGUAUACAUAA